Messenger RNA from Engraulis encrasicolus (European anchovy), 879 nucleotides. RefSeq names its product E3 ubiquitin-protein ligase TRIM47-like. NCBI's taxonomy places the organism in Eukaryota, Metazoa, Chordata, Actinopteri, Clupeiformes, Engraulidae. Gene Ontology annotation, molecular function: zinc ion binding. The record is from RefSeq and is a predicted model, not a curated record. The transcript is spliced from 4 exons. Bases 19 to 879 code for a protein of 286 amino acids.
CGGAAAUUACUAUAGAAAAUGGCUGCAGCGAUGGCAAGUAAUGAGGAUAUUUUCAUGUGUCCUAUUUGUUUGGACUUUCUGAAGGAUCCAGUGGCUCUUAACUGUGGACAUAAUUACUGUUUGGGUUGUAUUGAAGACUGCUGGAAUGAGGAAGACGUGAAGGGUGUUUACAGCUGUCCACAGUGUAGACAUACUUUCACCCAAAGACCCGUUCUAAAGAAGAAUAUUAUUAUUGCUGAGCUUCUGGAUCAAAUGAGGAAGAGCAGAAUACAAACUGCAGCUGCUGUUGAAUGUGCUGCUGGACCUGGAGAUGUGGCCUGUGAUGUUUGCAGUGGGAGAAAACUCAAAGCUGUCAAGUCCUGUCUGGAGUGCUUGGUAUCGUACUGUGACACUCAUUUAAAAGCUCACAAUGAACUUAUCCCAGGAAGAAAUCACACCAUGACUGAUGCCACUGGCCAGCUACAGGAGAGGAUCUGUCCCCAUCAUAAGAAGCCUUUGGAAAUAUUCUGUCGCACCGACCAGAGUUGCAUUUGUCUUCUGUGUACGAUGGAGGAUCAUAAAGGCCACGACACAAUCACGGCUAAGGCAGAAUGGAGUCAGCAAAAGGAGGGGUUGGGGCAGAGCCAGAGGAGAUGCCAGCAGAUAAUCCAGUUGAAGGAGAAGGAGCUGCAGGAGCUGAGGAAGGCUGUGGAGACUCUCAAGUCUGGUGCACAGACAGCAGUGGAGGAGAGUGAGAGGAUGUUUACUGAGAUGAUCCGCUCCAUUGAGAAAAGGCGUUCCAACAGGCAACUCUCCGGCUUCAUGCUCCGAGUGCGAGUGGCCGUGGCGGCAAGUGCAUUCUUAUCAGGCUGCUGCGUCCGUGUCAGACUUAAAUUCUAA